This is a messenger RNA of Populus euphratica (Euphrates poplar), 3131 nucleotides long. RefSeq names its product putative disease resistance RPP13-like protein 1. The transcript is spliced from 2 exons. The record is from RefSeq and is a predicted model, not a curated record. The coding region runs from base 109 to 3117 and encodes 1002 amino acids. Lineage: Eukaryota; Viridiplantae; Streptophyta; Magnoliopsida; Malpighiales; Salicaceae. Gene Ontology annotation, molecular function: ADP binding.
CGACUGGUCUAAAACAGAGGCAAAGUCAACUGUUUUCUUGACAUCUCAUUGUCUGUAUAAUUCAUUUUCUUCUUGCUUUCUGCCAGUUCUUUGGCAAAGAUCAACAGCAUGGCUCUGGCUUUGAUUGGAGAAUCACUUCUCUCUGCUGUUAUUGAGGUUUUGGUCGAGAAGUUGGCCCAUCCUGAGGUUCUGGGAUUCUUCAAAACGCAAAAACUCAAUGAUGAUCUUCUGGAAAAGUUGAAAGAAACACUGAAUACUGUCAACGGACUGCUAGACGACGCGGAGGAGAAGCAGAUUACAAAGGCUGCUGUGAAGAACUGGCUUAAUGAUGUUAAACAUGCUGUCUAUGAAGCUGAGGACUUGCUGGAGGAGAUUGAUUAUGAACAUCUACGAUCCAAGGACAAAGCUGCCUCUCAAAUUGUCAGGACUCAGGUCGGGCAGUUCCUUCCAUUUCUUAAUCCAACUAACGGAAGGAUGAAAAGGAUCGAAGCAAAGUUAGGAAGGAUUUUUGAGAAGCUUGAACGUUUAAUCAAGCAACAAUGUGAUCUUCGCUGGAUAAAAGGUGCUGUUGGAGGUGGACCUUUGUCAGAGAAGACAACUCCUCUAGUUAAUGAAUCUUAUGUCUAUGGUAGGGAUGCUGACAGGGAAGCCAUAAUGGAAUUGUUGAGACGGAAUGAAGAAAAUGGCCAGGAUGUAGUUGUGAUUCCUAUAGUGGGAAUGGGAGGGAUUGGGAAAACCACUCUAGCUCAGCUUGUCUACAAUGACAGCAGGGUAGAAGAUUUGUUUGAACUCAAGGCUUGGGUUUGGGUUUCUGAGAUUUUCGAUGUAACAAGAGUGAUGGAUGAUAUUCUUAAGAAGGUCAAUGCAAGUGCUUGUGGCAUCAAAGAUCCUGAUGAAUCUCUAAAGGAGGAAUUGGAGGGGAAAGUGGUUUUGCUUGUUCUAGAUGAUGUGUGGAAUAUUGAGUACGGGGAAUGGGACAAAUUACGGCAACCUUUGCGGUAUGCAGGGCAAGGAAGUAAGAUUGUGGUAACAACACGGAAUGAAGGUGUGGCGAAAGUCAUGCAAACUGUUAACCCCUGUUACUCGUUGAAAGGAAUAGGCGAUGAAGAUUGCUGGCAGUUGUUUGCAAGGCAUGCAUUUAGCGGUGUAAAUUCUGGUGCACUCCCACACUUGGAAGCAUUUGGCAGAGAAAUAGUGAGAAAGUGCAAAGGACUACCUCUGGCUGCGAAAACUCUCGGUGGUCUUUUGCACUCUGAAGGAGAUGCCAAGGAAUGGGAGAGGAUAUCGAAUAGCAACAUGUGGGGUUUGUCAAAUGAAAACAUCCCUCCGGCUCUAAGAUUGAGUUAUUAUUAUCUCCCAUCACACCUAAAACGUUGUUUUGCUUACUGUGCAAUAUUUCCUAAGGGUUAUACAUUUAUGAAGAAUGAAUUGAUCACCUUAUGGAUGGCAGAGGGAUUUUUAGUCCAGUCUAGAGGCGAUGUGGAGAUUGAAAGAAUAGGUGAGAAGUACUUUAAUGAUCUUGUCUCAAGGUCAUUUUUCCAGAAAUCAAGCGAUGAUCCGUCAAGCUUCAUCAUGCAUGAACUCAUAGUUGAUUUAGCCGAAUACGUAUCAGGAGAAUUUUGCUUGAAGUUUAUGGGAGAUGGAGAAUCAGGCUCUAGGUUGAAGGGUGGAAAUCCAUGCAGGCUUCCUGAAAGGACUCGUUAUUUAUCUCUCACUUCAAGAUAUGAUCAGGUAUCCAAGAUAUUUGAGCACAUUCAUGAAGUCCAACAUCUGCGCAACUUCUUGUUAGUAGCACCUGGGUGGAAAGCUGAUGGCAAGGUAUUGCAUGACAUGUUGAGAAUUCUCAAGCGCUUGCGAGUACUAUCAUUUGUUGGGUCUGGUUAUAUACAUCAGUUUCAGCUACCCAAUUCCAUCGGCAACUUGAAACAUCUGCGAUAUCUAGACCUUUCAGGUAAAUCAAUAGAAAGCCUGCCUGAAAAUAUGAGUAAACUGUACAAUUUGCAAACAUUAAUCUUGAAGCAGUGUUACUAUCUCAUCAAGUUGCCAACCAACAUGUCCAAACUGGUGAACUUACAACAUCUCGAUAUCGAAGGGACAAAACUGAAAGAGAUGCCACCCAAACUGGGAAAACUCACAAAGCUUCGAAAGUUGACAGAUUUCUUUUUGGGAAAACAGAAUGGGUCCUGCAUUAAAGAGUUGGGGAGGCUCUUACAUCUUCAAGAGAAGCUUUCUAUUUGGAAUCUCCAAAAUGUUGAGGAUGUUCAAGAUGCUUUGGAUGCCAAUUUGAAGGGUAAGAAGCAGAUUGAGAGGUUGAGGUUGGCAUGGGAUGGAGAUGUGGAUGGCAGAGACGUACUUGAGAAAUUGGAGCCUCCUGAAAAUGUGAAAGAGCUUGUCAUUACUGCUUAUGGGGGUACAAAGUUUCCAGGUUGGGUUGGAAACUCUUCUUUCUCAAAUAUGGUGUCUUUGGUUCUUGAUGGAUGCAAGAACUCCACCUCCUUACCACCACUUGGGCAGUUGCCAAAUCUUGAAGAGCUCCAAAUUAAAGGAUUUGAUGAAGUUGUGGCUGUUGGUUCUGAGUUCUAUGGAAUUGGCCCUUUCAUGGAGACGCCGUUUAAAUCCCUUAAAAGUUUAACAUUACUGGGGAUGCGAAAAUGGAAGGAAUGGAAUACAGAUGCAGCCGGUGCUUUCCCUCACCUUGAAGAGCUUUGGAUAGAAAAAUGUCCGGAGUUAACAAAUGCCUUGCCUUGCCACCUUCCUUCUCUAUUGAAACUUGACAUUGAAGAAUGUCCACAGCUUGUGGUUUCAAUUCCAGAGGCUCCCAAGCUCACCAGAAUCCAGGUCAAUGACGGUGAGGGUUCUAAUGAUCGUAUAUAUAUAGAGGAAUUAUCUAGUUCUAGGCGGUGUCUUACCUUUAGAGAAGAUUCUCAACUUAAGGGAUUGGAGCAAAUGAGUUAUCUUUCCUCUUCUAUAAUCAUAGACGUUGGCAUCUUCGAUUGCAGUUCGCUCAAGUUUUGUCAGCUAGACCUUUACCCCCGUUAUCCACCUUUACAAUCCAAUAUUGUCAAAAUCUUGAGUCACUUUGCAUACAAAAGGGACAGCGGGCUCUACGUCAUUUGAAAAUUGCAGAAUGU